CCGCACGUGGGCGCCGCUCUGGGCACCGCCUCUUCUCGAUGCUCCGGCCGUGGGCGCGAUGGAGAGCGGGUGCUGGUGGCCCGGCGGCGAGUUCGAGGACUCGGUGUUCGAAGAGAGGCGGGAGCGGCGGCCCGGACCGCCCGCGCCCUACCGCGCCAAGUGCUGCGAGCCGCAGUGGUUUUACGAAGAAACGGGGAGCAGUGAUGAUGUUGAAGCUCUAACUGUCCAGAAGUUCAGAGGGGACCUGGCCUACAGACGGCAAGAGUACCAGAAGGCACUGCAGGAGUAUUCCAGUAUCUCUGAAAAGUUGCCAUCCACGAAUUUUGCCGUGAAAAGGGAUGUCCAGGAAGGCCGGGCUCGGUGUCUAGUUCACCUGGGAAGGCAUGUGGAAGCGCUGGAGAUCGCUGCGGACUUGGAAAAUAAAGCAACUAACACAGACCAUUUAACCACCGUGCUCUACCUCCAGUUUGCUAUUUGUUCAAGUUUGCAGAACUUGGAGAAAACAAUUUUCUGCCUACAGAAACUGAUUUCUUUGCAUCCUUUUAAUCCUUGGAACUGGGGCAAAUUGGCAGAGGCUUACUUGAAUCUGGGGCCAGCUCUUUCAGCUUCGUGUGCGUCAUCUCAGAAGCAGAACAAUUUCACCUCAAGUGAUAAAACUAUCAAAUCCUCCUUUCCACACUGGGGAAAACACCAUCUUUUGUGUUUCCCUGACACGUUGCCUGAGAACUCUUUGUUUCCCAUGGAAGCAAGCAGCAGUGAUAACCAGAAGAAAGAGAAAGCUCUUAAAAAUGUUCAAAUCUGUACGGCAGAAAAGAGAGAAGCAGUGUUGCUAGAGAAUCAGAUGAAAGCAUGUGCUUCUUUUAUACGAACCAGGCUCCUGCUGCAGCUCGCCCAGGCUCAGCAAGCCUCGUUUGCUUUGGAGAGGAACUUGAGGACUCAGCAGGAAAUUGAAGAUAAAGUGAAAGGGUUCAGCUUCAAAGAAGACGCUUUGCUGCUGAUAGCUGAGGUUAUGGGAGAAGAUAUUAUCCCAGAAAAACUAAAAGACGAGGUUUGCACAGAGGUGAAGUGCGUUGGCCCAGCAGCCCUGAGUGCCUUGGUGAUCGCAUCUUCAGAAGAAUUUGAAGACAAGUGGUUCAGGAAGAUAAGAGACCACUUGCAUGCCUUUGAAAAUCAGUUCCAUACAGAGAUACAAAUCUUGGCUUAGUGGGCUCUUUAAAAACAACACAAGACAUCUUGCACUGUAUUAAUUGUCCUUGUUUACUUCAGACAGAAUCCACUGCUAAUCAUGGAAGAUAGUGAAUUAAAAGUGACUAUUUAUGUUUUAUAAAAAUGGCUUCUCUCCCAGA
Molecule: messenger RNA, 1346 nt
Organism: Equus caballus (horse)
Lineage: Eukaryota; Metazoa; Chordata; Mammalia; Perissodactyla; Equidae
Gene: C9H8orf76
Product: chromosome 9 C8orf76 homolog
Molecular function (GO): protein binding
Source: RefSeq, a predicted model, not a curated record